AGAUCCAGUUGUUGUGGAAACAGGGUUUGUGUUGAGACAUUCCAUGUCGCUAGUGGCCCAGUGACUCUCACGACACGACGUGACGACAGUAUGAAUCAGACCACCGUUACGAUAAGUAAUACAGCGACUCGGUUUCGUUUCGCGUGUCUGUCCGCGCCGUGAAUGACUCGUCGGCUGUAGUGAUUGAUAAGGAAGAAAUGAGGAUGAAUCCGACGAAGUUUAAGGUUACGUUCGCUGUAUCAGUUUGGCGAUUUGACUGGGCAAUAUGGAAAUGUGUGAAUAUGCUCGUUUAAGCGCGCAACUAGUAAAGUAUUCAUUCUAGGAAUGUGCAAUUUGAUGUAGGUAUGGAAGUUAUUGCUGUCGAAUAUCUUUUAUUCAAAAUACAAAGCAAUAUUUCAUAAUGGAACCAAAGACCGGCACUCAAGAGGGGCCCUUAAGGUCUGCUUGAUAGAACUGCUCGGUAAACUUAAAGGUCAGUCACGUGGUGAUAUUCCGGCAGCCACUGGUGCGCAAAGUUUGGUGGAAAUACCGAAGUAGAUAGAUGCAAGUGUGAAAUAAUGUUAAAUUUUGGCGAAAACAUGUAAAUUAAUCCAAAAUCAGAAUUCGGAAGGUGCUUGGUUUCAGUGCUUGAGCUCAAGAUGUUGUUAUAAAUAAUUUCACUUUUAACGGCAUCAUAAUCUCAAGAUAAAGGAGGUAGGUGUGAAAUAAAACAAAACAAGUUAGUAAAAUGGACGAUCUUUGCUGGUUGACGCGGACACUUACAUAUAACAUUGUUCCGUGUUAAAUGAGUAGUAAAAGAUUCAAAAGUAAAUGGAAGUCUAUCAGAUUUCACAACAAUUAAUCUUACUAUGAGAAGAUAAUCUCAAACUAGUAGCAGACAAGUCAUACACCAGUGUAGCGAAAAUUGUUCGGUUUUAUGGACUAUACGAAGACUACUUAUGACAACAGACCUAGUGAAAAUAGUGAAAGGAUUCCUUGAUCAGCUUAACAUCAUCCUCCACAAACUGCUGAGAGGAACGAGUGCAAAAAUGACCACUCUAGGGUAAAGUAACUGGAUAUAAAACGCAAACGAAGGACCAAGAAACGUGUUGCGAUGACCACUAGACGCCCACCUGCCGGAUCCCUGAAGCUAGAAUGGGUGUUCGGAUACAACGGCCACACGGCCAGGAACAACAUAAAGACGAACAAACUGGGACACCUAGUUUACUACGUCGCGGGAGUCGGUGUCGUCCACGAUGCGGGAUUCCGAAGGCAGACGUUUUACACAGGCCACAGCGACGAUAUAACGAGCCUAGCAGUCGACAGCAAAGGCGAGAUGGCGGCUACGGGGCAGGUUGGCAAAGACGCCUACAUCACAGUCUGGGACGCCGUCACCUGCGAACCUGUGAGUGUCAUGCACGACGGCCACGCGGGGAAGGUCUCGGCCCUAGCUUUCUCUGCUGAUGGGGAGUAUUUGGCGUCCGUUGGAGGUCCGGAGGGUAAGCAAGAACUGAUGAUAUGGGAAUGGAAGAAAGGGAGGAGAAUAGCCAAGAACGUCGCCUACCAAGGAAGGGUGGAAGAAGUGGAAUGGGAGCCUGGCUCGACGACUAAGCUGGUCACCUGCGGGGAAAAACACGUCAGGUUCUGGAAGUUGAGGGGCAACGUUUUACAGAAUAAUUCGGGUAUUUUCGGAGGAGAGUCCCCACACGACCAAUUGAGUCUGAGUCAUAUGCAGGACGGACGGGUCAUCACCGGAACAGCGCUUGGCCACUUGUUUGUCUGGCUGAGACAUAAGCUCGUCAGUGUCAUCAGAGAUGUUCAUCCGGGAGGUGUUCUCGCCAUAGAAGUCUAUCCAGGCGGGCUGUUGACGGGGGGCAAAGACGGCUCCAUUACGAUGUUUGACAAAGAGCUGAAUAAGAUCAAUACUGUUCCUGAAGCUCCGAGUCUGGUAUACGAAGUUCCCGGGCCAAUUCACUCCUUGGCUACUUUUGGAGAUAAAUUGAUAUUCGGAACGGAGAAGAACGAAGUCUGGAUGGUGACGACGCAAACCGAGGGGAACCUCACGGCCGCUUGCAUCGUACAAGGACACGGGCUCGGUGAAGUCUGGGGAUUGGCUACGCAUCCUUCUAGACCUAUCGCAGUGACGGCCUCCGAUGACCAGACGGUUAGGUUAUGGAACCUAGAGGAACACAUACCUUUGGCAACCACCGUCCUCAACGACGAAGCUCGAGCCGUGGCCUUCUCCCCAGACGGUCAGCAAAUCUCCGUUGGACUGAAGAAGGGAACCUUCCUUGUUCUCCUGGAGGAAAACUUGGAGGAGACGCAUCGAAUAACUGAUAGGAAAGAAGUUCGUCACGACCUCAAGUACUCGCCUUGUGGUGCGUUCUUAGCAGUGGCUUCCAAUGAUAACUUCGUCGACAUAUACGCAGUCGAAUCAGGUUACAAGAGAAUCCAGAUUCUCUCUGGGGCUUCAUCUUUCAUAACGCACAUCGACUGGUCCAGUAACUCUGACUACAUCCAGAUCAACUCUGGGGCCAGCGAAAGACUCAUCUACAAUGUGGUCGACGAGAAAAUCGUGGACGAGAGCGACAUCCCCGACGUGGAGUGGUCUUCCUGGACGGGCGUCUUAGGAUCCCAAGUGGCAGGACUCUGGCACAAGUAUUCGGACGUGUCUGAUAUCAACGCAGCCGAUGCCAACUUCUACUACAACUGCAUAGUGACCGGGGAUGACUAUGGCCUCGUGAAACUCUUCAGGUUCCCUUGUCCUAAGAGAGGCUCUAAAUGCCAAAGCUUCGUUGGUCACAGUGAGCAUGUGACCAAUGUCAGAUGGACAAACGACUCUGAAUUAGUGGUAUCAGUAGGAGGGGCAGACCAUGCUGUUUUUCUGUGGAGAUUCAGGCCCAACCGCAAAGCUACCCCUGGUACUAACAGAGUGCAAAUCCCAGAGAAAGUUCAAGAAUUAUCAGACGAAGACGUAAUCGAUACCGAGGACGAACUGGAGGGAAUCCCAGAGCUCACGUUGGAUCUGGAAGAAGAAAUGUCCAGUGUAAACACGAUGUCCAGGCAAAAGAACAAGCGUUCGACGAGCGCCACGCCUGGAGUUGAGCUCGCAAAAGAUUCUGCUUUUGCCAUGAGGCGCGAUGCUGUCGGACACGACCUUAAGGCCAACGUCUUUCCCGAGCAGAGCCUUUCUAUCAAACACGUCUUUGGGUACAGGGCGCACGAAUGCCGUGACAACGCCCACUGGCUGAAAGACGACCACAUAGUCUACCACGUAGCAGCUGUGGGGGUGGUGCUCGAUCUAACGACGAAGACCCAAAGCCAUUAUCUUCAUCACACUGAUGAUAUCUUGUGCCUCGCUGUUCACCCCGAGGGAGUUUUGGUAGCUACUGGACAGAUUGGCCGAGACGCCGUGGUUCAUGUGUGGGAUGGGCUGAACCAGAAAAUAAUGUCUUUACUGCAGAAUGGUCACUCAAAAGGUGUCUCCAGCGUCGCGUUUAGCGGUGAUGGCGAAAGAGUGGCGUCCUUAGGCUUAGAUGACCAUCACACUUUGAUCGUCUGGAACUGGAAGAAGGGAUACAAAUUAGCCUCUGCCAGAGGUUACAACGACAAGGUCUUCGGUAUUCGAUUCAGCCCUACGAACAGCAACCGUCUGAUGUCAUACGGGGCAAAGCACAUCAAGCUAUGGAACCAGGCUGGUGGUGGUCUGACUUACGCCAAAAAAGUGCCAAUGGCGAUGGGAUCCAAAUUUAAACAGGAGACUGUUUUGUGCUGCAGUGCCGGUGUAGAUGAGGAGUCAAGUGAAUGGUGGGUGGUGGGUCUUUCUUGUGGUUAUGUUCUUCUGAUCAAGGAUGGAGUUGUAGAACGCAGCUUUAGAGCCCAUAAAGUUCCAGUCUAUUCCAUCUUGGUUACAAAAGAAUUUAUUUGGACUGCCGGGCAAGGAGGAUAUGUAUGCAAGUGGGACCAAGAGAUGAAGAAAUGCCUGAAGGUGUUUCCUGUAACAGACCAUUUCCUUGAAGAAUCCACCCCUGUACCUCUGAUGUCCUCUCAACCAGGGAUUCGCAGUCUGUCAGUGGCAGCUGGAUCUGAUGUCCCACUCCUCGUUGGUACUCAACAUUCUGAAUUACUACUUAUGGAUGAUGAAGGAAAAAUUACUCUCUUAGUUCAAGGUCAUGGUAAAGGAGAAGUCUGGGGACUAGACACUCAUCCAAUGAAGCCAGAAGCUGUAACAGUUGGUGAUGAUAACUCACUCCGUAGAUGGGAUCUUGUGGAUAGCCUACCACUUGGUUCAGCCAAUCUUCGGAAGACAGCAAGAUGUGUUCACUUUCAUCCAUCUGCAGCUUUCUUGGUUGUUGGGUUCCUUGAUGGUAGCAUUGCCAUCUACCUGUACCCUUCCUUAGAGAAGCAGGGUGGAGCACAGCACCGUUCUGAAGGUAUAUCAGAUGUAAAGUUCUCUCCUGAUGGCCGGUUUCUAGCAGCUGGAUCCCAUGAAAGUGUAGUUGAUUUGUAUGUAGUUGACACAGAUGGAGAUAUAGUGAGUAAGGAGAGCUCAGGGUUAAAAAGAGUUGGUAUUUGUCGUGGGGCCUCCUCAUGGAUUACUCACAUCACGUGGCAUGAGGACUCUCGUCUUCUACAAAUAAAUUCAGGAGCAGGCGAACAACUAUAUUACGAAGCACCACAUGGCACUCGUCAGCUCAUCAGAGAGACCACCGCCAGUGAUUUAGCUUGGAUUCCACCCAUGACAUGUGUGCUUGAUGUAACAGUUGAAGGUGUGUGGUCAACUGAUAUGGAUCUGACAGAUGUUAAUGCUGUUGCAACAGCUCACAAGCUUCCUGUAGUGGCUACAGCCAAUGAUAUUGGCGGUCUGGUCAGACUUUUUGCCUAUCCUUGCAAGGGAGGAUUUAAAAAACACAGACAGUACCGUGGGCACAGCAGCCAUGUUACAAAUGUCAGGUGGUCUUCCGAUGAUGAAUUGGUGAUAACCACUGGUGGAGCAGACACAGCAGUGAUAGUAUGGCAGGUACGUAACAUUCUGGCAACAGAUGAAGAAGGUAGAGCCUCGCCAUCUGAGUCAGCACACCGUCCCAGCAGUUUAGAUGAUCUUCCUGAUGAAGAAAUUACCAUGACAGACCUAGAAGCUGCUGGGUUAGAGGACGAAGAAGAUGUACUUUCCAUGUCUCAGUUAGCAGAAACUCUCAGAAGGGGAACACUUCCAAAGAUAGAACCAGAGAUACAGCAGGAACAACAGUUGCCUACUGUUGAAUUAACUGGAAUUAAAGAACGUUUGAAAUCUCUUCCUUUGCUGACAGCUGAUGAUGAAACCAUUUUUUAUUGCAGUGGUUCAGCUAUUGGGCGCUUAAAAAUAACAGAUGGUGGGGAUGUUGUCAGUCAGGACCUUGGUUAUGGAGAGCAUGAGACACCAGUAACAGCUCUCGCUAUCUCUGCAGGUGAACCAGUUAUGGUAGCUACAGCACAGCUCGCUAUCGAUGAACUUUAUGAUGAAGACCAAGAAACGGAUGCAGCUUUGAUUCAUGUUUGGAGACCUUCGGAUGGAGCAAAUGUAGCGGUACUUAGAGGGGGGGCUGAAAAUGUAAUAACUUCCCUUAGCUUCUCUCCAAGUGGAAGGUUCCUGGCUUCGUUAGCUGAUGCAGCAAAUGUUCAUAUCUUCAACUGGAUUAAAGGGGUCCACAUUGCAAAUUUAACACUUCGUACAGGAAUGGCAAUAGCAAUAGCUCAUUCAGGGGAAACAACAGUGGCAGCGCUAUCUCCUAGAGCCCUUUUGUUUCUUGACCUUGUUGGAAACUCAUUAGUUACUACAAGAGGAAAGGCACCACCUGAUCUGUUACCUGAUGAGGCAGCUUUUAAUGGUCUUGGUGUUGCUCCGAAUGGGAAUGUUUAUGUAGCUUGUAGUGAUGGGAGUGUUGUUGAAUGGAAAGGAAGAAUCGCUGUUCGCUAUGUUAGUCCACCAGAGGAACCUGAAUUUUCCCCACCUUACCGAAUGGCAAUAGCUGUAGGCCAAGGAGCUGUAUUCACUGCUUGCAGGUUGGACUCAUCAGUGAUAAUUAGAUGCUAUACUACAGACACCGAAAAACUAACAUUUUUCUCGGACUCCAAAAUUGCUGUACCAACACAAGACUGGACCCCAAUAACAGCUGAGUUAGGAAGCACCAUGAUCAUUCUUGGUGGCCGUAAGCAGCAGCCAUUUAUUAUUCUAGAUCUAAAGUCUGGGAAAUUUACAUUAAUAGAACAAGGGACGUAGUCAUUGCAUUUUUUAUUAGAUAUUUCUUUUGAUUAUGCUGCGACAUAUUACUAUCCACUGUUAUUUGCAUGUUCAGGUCUUUGUUCCUCUUAGCCUGCAGCAUUCACUGCAUUUCAGAUUUCUUACUUUUCUAACCUUUAGUUUAUUCCUCGUAGGUUGCCAAAUUUACUUUAGAUAUCCUAAUUUUCAGACUUACUUUGGAAGUUGGCAGUUAACUUUGGUUUCCGUACACUCACGAUUUCCUGGUCAGUGGUUUCUCCCCCAAUUUUGCAUUGUGAAAUCAAACCUCGAACAGAUUUAAGUGCUUGUAUAUAACAUUAUCAGUACUUCCCACUACUUUUAUGAAACUGUUAAGUACAAAAGUGAUGGAAUUAUGUCCAUACAGUCUAUGAACCAUGCAUUUUUACUUAUACUUGAUGUCCAGAAAGUUGUCGUUAGCCAAGUAUCCCUCCAACUACUUACUAGUGCUAACCUUUAUUUUUCUGUAUCUUAGGUGCAUUAAGUUAGAAAAAAAUAUAAUUUGUUUUAUAGCAAAAAUUUUCAUUUGGUGAGGACUUCUGUGUUGUAAAUUUAGCUUUCAUGUUAAUUUUUCCAGUAAGCGUGAGUGGCAUUUUUUAUGAAUAGUCAUGAAGGAAACAACACUAUUGCCCAGUCGGUGUGCAAAAUAAACCAAUGUACUUGCACUGCCUACAGACCAGAUGAUGAAUUUUGUGGGAAUAUAUAAGUUAAAAAGUAAAAAGGACUAGUGAGAGCAAGUGUAAGAAACCCAGUCAAGAAAAUGUGGCAUAUCUUAACUCAAAGAAGGCUUCUAGGGAUGUCAGUGAAGAAUCAUGGCAAAGUAGUCCAAGGGAUUAGUUACAACAACCUUUCCUGAACAAAAAAGUAACCCACUGAAACCUAAACUAGCAGACCUCACACACGAAGCAGUGGUCAAGGGUGAGGAUGAAACUCGUGGAACCAUGACUCCUGCAGAAGAAACCAUCCGUCUGAAGAAACUUGUAACAUCCACUUUGAGUCCCUGGAGGCACAGGAACUCACCAGACCAAACAGUGGAAGUGUAAGCAUCCUGGCUGAAGCAAACAUCACUGAUAUAACAGCAUAUCCAACAGAAGAGUUCUCUAAAUUUUUACUAUUUGGGUUGCAGACAUCCAAGGAAAGAGACAAUCCUAGUUGGAUGGGCUUCCUGCCUUGAGUUGAGGUGACCAUAAGUAUGGGGGAGAUCAGGGAGCAAAGAAAUUCCUCAUUGCAGGUUCUGGCAAUCAGCCAUCAAUGGAGAUCAUUAGGUAAAGCAACGUCUCGGUAGGAAGUCAUCUGAAGCUAUUAGGAGCUGAGUUGGUAGUGGUGAAGAGCCGCAAGAGAAGCCAGGUGAAAUGCAAACCCAUUAAGGUCUGUCUGAAAGGCAAGGCUGAUGAAGGACAUCAUUUACAGCAUGAACCACAAAGUUUAGAAACUGAGAUUGUAUAAUGUAUGACUAGAAAAUCCAUAUCUAUCUGGAAGGGCCAAGGCAUCAACGAAGAAAUUGAACAGAAAAACCAGGCAAACCAUACCCCCAGUGAAUGGCAAACAGCCAACUUGCAGCAAAAUGUAAAGGAGGCUGAUUAUCUAGAGUGAGUACUUCAGAGAAAGGCACUAUCCUCCAGAUAAGCCAAUGCUAAUGAAGUAAGGCAAGCUAGUGAGGAACAUCCCUGGAUGAUACAGAAAAGGUAAACAGUUUCCUGAUCUCUAGGCUCACCGCAAGAAAUCUAGAGCUAUGACCGGCCACACUCAUUGAAGUGCCCAUCAGAAUAGAUUAAGGGACUGAUGAUGUGAGAGCAGUACAAAAUUGUAGACUGAUUGGCAUACAUGCUAAGCACUGAGGCAACUAAGGCCAUUCAGCAGAAACGGAAAUUAACAGUGAAAAGGUUUGAAAGGUGUAAUGGGAGGAAAACCUUGCAGUUGCACUAUGAAUCAAUUGUUGCGAGAGGAUGGACAGUAAGAUGAAAGAGAACAUGAAUAGAUACAUAAAAGGAAUGAAAAGGGGUUGUGUCUAGGGGCCAAAGGUUUGCUGCAAAGAAUCUUAAGUAAUGCCUGCAUUGCACCACAUGAGGUACUGAUGGCCAUACCCCCUUGUAGGGUACAAAAUUGAAAACCCAAGCACUGUCCAACAUGGCAAUUACAGAAGACUAAACAGUACCAAAAUCAGUGACAUGUCACAUAGGUUGAAGAUUUCUGUAAGGUGUCUUUUCCUCAAGUUACCCAUUGAUGCCACAAGAAACGAUGAGUUCUACUGAAACCUUUGAAGUUUAAACAGGCUUGGAUUUGAAAUAAUGUUUAUAAGACACCCAGUACAUAGUCAAUGCAAAAAACUUUGACCACAACCCUACUUAAUGAUGACAUAUCCAUUCAAACUUUUGUAAGAGUCCUAGCUGGAGCAAAGCAAGUUUAUUCUGGCAUCACCAUGAUGAUACAAGAAGUAUGGAAACUCAAUUCACUUCUGCUUAAAUGCAUAUUCCAUCAUUAAAUUGGACUGCAAUUUAAGUAUUUUGCAGUGACUGUAUUACAUGAAAUGAACACUUUUAAAAAAUGCCACUUCAUCAGCCAUCUACCUAAUGAUUCCUCUAAGUAAAAUAAAUGGUUUCACUUCUGUUAGGUGAAUACAAACCUUUUAUCCUACUGGCAUUCCCCUCCUUGCUACCUCUUCCACUAAACCCUCAGUAAGAAUAGUCUCAAGUCACAUAGUCGAGGCUUCUUCAUGUGGUAUGACUAUUCACUCUCUUUAGAAGUAUUUAGCAUAAUCAAAACAAUUGCAUCAGUUUGUGGGCAGAAUCAGUUAACUUGGGGUUGGAUUCUUAAAGGCAAAACAGUGGAAGUACCAAAAGUUUCUAAAAUUGCUGUCAUAAAAAGCAAAGCUUUCAGAAACUUGCAAUUUAAUUUUGUCACAAUUUCCAAAUGUGUUUUUGUCAGCAAAGAACAACUAAGGUGGCAAAAUAAGGCAUUGGAACACCAAAUGUGCCGUUUGAAUGUUAUGAUAGUAACUGCAUUCAGAAUUCCAGGGCAUGACUCCUGCUAAGCACAUCAUAUUAGUUGAUGGAUUACUUAUAAACAUUUAACUUUCCCUACUUUUGUGUUAACAUCCUCAAAGUUCUGUUACGCCAAUAGCGUACAUAAUCAGGCAGUGUAUCUUAAGGGCCUAAAAUUUGUAUUUCUCAUAAUGUUUCGCCUUUCCUCAAAGGAAAUCUUGAUCGAUCGUUUUAAAUCAAUCUUUCAAUCUACUGCCAAGAUUUUUGUUGUAUCAUCCACUUUAGGAGUGAUGGGUCUGUCAUUUCUUUGGCAAGUACCAAUUUCCUGAUGCCUCCCUUAUUGUAAACACCCACCCAGGUCACUUUUUGAAAACCUGCAAUGAAGUGUAAAACAUAUUUUUUAUGAAG
This is a messenger RNA of Macrobrachium nipponense, 9645 nucleotides long. RefSeq names its product echinoderm microtubule-associated protein-like 6. The record is from RefSeq and is a predicted model, not a curated record. Gene Ontology annotation, molecular function: microtubule binding. Lineage: Eukaryota; Metazoa; Arthropoda; Malacostraca; Decapoda; Palaemonidae.